AUUUCAGCGAGGAAAGAAAAUGGCGUCUAUGUUCAGAAAGCCGAAGAGAAAUUUUCGACAGCGCGUCGUUACGAACGAUUCCGACGAUGACGAGAAUGAAAACGAUACUAAAAUGGAAAUUGAUGAUAACCUUGAUCAUAUUCAAAUUCUUCCAGAACCGCCCAAAAAGCCGAAAGAAAAGACAAACAUGCACAAAUCGUCAUCUGUUCUCAGUUUCGAUAACGACGAAGGAGACACCACUUUCCAAUUGAAGAAGUCCAGUCAUAGCAAGAAAAUAGCAAAGCAGCUGAAGAAGGAGAUUGAGCAGGAGCAAGAAAUGAGGAAGACAUCGAAAGUUGGAUCAGAGGUUCAGAAGGAGGUGGUGCCACAGAAGGCAGAUGAAGGGGGAAAAGAAGUGGUCGAGGACAGGAUUAAAAAACUGCGUGAAGAGCUGCUGACUAUGAACGGCGAUGAAGCAGUGGCUUUGGAGGAUCCGGAGAGUGAUGAAGAAGGGACAUUUAAGAAGAUGUUAAAACGAGGUGAGAUCCCAGAUGCAACAACAAUUCAUCAGAUCAGAAAACAGCGUCAGAUGGCUCGUGACAUGGGUGAUUUUAUGCCAUUGGACGACACCGUUCAGCUUGAGAACAGCAAGUCUCGCCUGAUCAGGGAUGAUGACAAUGAUAAGAGCGAUGAUGAAGAUGAGCGUGUGGACUUUGCUGCCAACAAGGACGCCAUAGAGAGACAGAGGAUCAGGGACAAUUUCAUGUCUGCUGAACACGGAAGUGAUGAGGGGAGUGACCAGGAGAGAGAGUGGGAGGAACAACAGAUUCGGAUGGGUGUGUCCGCCAUACAGCAGGCAUCGUCAUCCACCGACUUGUACGGACAGGACGCAGACUCGCAGUCUGGUGAUGGAAUGUUUAGUAAUGGUUUCCACGGCAACCAGGGGUACCCAGGAGCUGGGGAUGCAAGGAUGAGCAUACCAAUGACAUCUCUGAUGACAUCAAAGGCGUACGAGAAUAUCACACUGGAGGGGUUGAUUAAUCGACUUAAGGAUAGGUUAACUACAAUGGAAGAGGUCCACAGGGGUCAUAAGCAGGAGGCAGAUAAACUUGAACAUGAUAUUGAAGAUUCCCAGAUGGCGAUCGUUAAUUGUGAAGCGGGCGCGUCAAAGUUGGAAGAACGCUUUACGUUCUUCCAAGAAAUGAGGGGGUAUGUUCGAGAUCUGGUUGAAUGUUUGAAUGAAAAGGUGCCAGAGAUUAACACUUUGGAAACUCGAAUGCACACGCUCUUGAAAAAUCGAGCCGCCAAGUUUGCAAGCCGCAGACAACAAGACAUUCAGGAUCAAUGCCAAGCAUAUAUGACAAAUAAGGCUAAAGUGGUCGUUGAUAAAGAAGAUGCUGCACGACAACGUAGGAUUGCAGAAAGAGAGGCUCGAAGGGCCAGACGUCGGCGUGCUCGUGAAGGGAAGAGUAUAUCUGGACACAAUGAGGGACUCUCAUCAGACGAUGAGGAAAACCAGUCUGAAAUAUCAAAAUAUAACCAAGAAAGAGACGAUAUUCUUGAACGCGCCGAGCAGGUAUUCGAAGAUGUGGUCAACGAUUUCAGCGACACUGAUUGUGUGCGAGAACGGUUUUCUGCAUGGAGAAAUCAGUACGGGGAAUCGUACACGGAGGCGUACAUUAGCCUGUGUCUACCGAAACUAGUUAACCCAUUCGUCAGGCUGCGACUCGUAUCUUGGAACCCCUUUCAGGAGCAAUGCAAGGAUAUAGAAGAGAUGCGUUGGUUUGAUUCGUUGCUUUUCUUCGGCUUCGAGGAGGGUGAAACUGCAGAUAAGGACAAUGAAGAUAUCAAAAUUCUUCCAGCUGUUGUGGAGAAAGUUGUUCUACCAAAACUUACAUAUCUUGCAGAGAAUGUAUGGGACCCCCUCUCUACCGCACAAACCUGUAGGCUUGUAAAUUUGACACAAAAGCUUUUACGUGACUACCCAACAGUGAACGGAAGCUCCAAAAAUACACAGGCUCUGCUCAGAACUCUAGUGUUGAGAAUGAAAAAGGCCUUAGAUGAUGAUGUCUUCAUGCCUUUGUACCCAAAAACUGUUCUUGAAAACAGGAAUUCGGGACCAAGUGUCUUUUUCCAUAGGCAAUCAUGGACUUGUAUCAAGCUUCUUGGACAUUUUCUCUCCUGGAAUGGGAUUGUUUCCAACAAAAUUCUGCAGGGCCUAGCAUUGGACGGUCUUCUCAAUCGCUACAUCUUGCUGGGCCUACAGACUGCACCUUUUAAUCAGGAGACCCUACAGAAGUGUCAGGCCAUUGUAUCCACAUUCCCAAAGCCCUGGUUUGAGGAGCUGCAAGAGGAGAAGACGAUUCCCCAGCUGGAAAACCUCUGCAGGUUCCUCUGUUUUGCAUCGCAACUCCUAGAUAAGGCUUCACUUACUUCAUCCGAUAUGCAGAAACGUGAAAUGAGGGAACAACAGAAACAGAUUCGAAAGUUGCUCGUCACCAUCCACGCCCUGGACUACACAAUGAAGCUCUCAGAGAGUGGCAGCCUUAGAUGAGCAAGAGCGGUCUUUUCUUAGUGAAUGGAUUAUGCUUGUUGAAUGAACAAUUUAAUGUCUGGUGCAGAUGAUUUUUAAGUGUAAAGGUAGUAAUGAUCCUAGAUGGAUAUUGGUUGUAUCAUACCAAAUCUGAAAUCAGUUGAAUCGUUGCAGUUGGCAACAUCGGAAAUCAGUCGAAUUGUUGCAGUUGGCAAUAUCAACUUUGUUUUCAACUUAAAUUCUAGCCUAAGUUUAACUCACAGAAAUCUCAACUAUUAUGGUAAAAAUACACAGAGUGACACUAACAUGAUUUCAAAUGAUUGCUUAGAUCUUUAAUUAAACGGGCACCAGCCUCAAAUAUCUCAAUCUUAAAUGGUUUUUAAGGUUCAGGAUCAAAUCUGAAGUCCGGAUUGAAAGCCUUUUACUUCUGACUAUUAUACAGUUGUAAUGAUCUUUGUUAUUGCUAGGACAUGUGCAUCAAAACAUCUGGAAGUACAUUGAAAUGAAUAUAUAUGACCUUGGAAACAAUUUCAAAAGGAGUCUUAGUCCCUUUACCCUGCUUGGGCAUGAAUUCCUGAUACUAAUACAGACCCCUCUGCUAUUUUUUCAAGAUAGACAUUUAUCAGCUGUAAGAACCCCUGAACUUAAAUCUUAAAAACUAUUUCAAAGAUGACCUUUAUGUUAUUUGAAUUUUAUUUUGUCGGUAAAAUUGGAACUUGGCUAAAGGAGAAUAAAGAGUAAUCCAUAUAUACGCCCGCUAAAGUUUAAUUGAAUAAUGGAGAUAUUAUAUAUUAAAUAUAAAAGGUGAUGUUAGCAACACCAUUGUUCUUUGGAAUAUGGUAUGAAGUAUUCCAGGAAUCCUUAUUUAGUAUUGAAAUAUAAUUCAUGAAGAAUCAUUGUUAAUUUUAGAGCAUACAUUUUAGUUGUAAAACUGGGUACUCUAGUAUUUACUUCUAUUGUUGUCAUGUGCUGUAUCAUCCUGGAAAUAAAGUGUGAUACAAUGA
Molecule: messenger RNA, 3516 nt
Organism: Mya arenaria
Lineage: Eukaryota; Metazoa; Mollusca; Bivalvia; Myida; Myidae
Product: PAX3- and PAX7-binding protein 1-like
Exons: 19
Coding region: 20-2533 (837 amino acids)
Biological process (GO): mRNA splicing, via spliceosome
Cellular component (GO): nucleus
Molecular function (GO): DNA binding
Source: RefSeq, a predicted model, not a curated record